Messenger RNA from Zingiber officinale, 585 nucleotides. Its product is annotated as mucin-1-like. The coding region runs from base 1 to 585 and encodes 194 amino acids. The transcript has a single exon. The record is from RefSeq and is a predicted model, not a curated record. Lineage: Eukaryota; Viridiplantae; Streptophyta; Magnoliopsida; Zingiberales; Zingiberaceae.
AUGUAUCGCGCCGCCGUGAUUGCCGUCCUCUUCGUGACCGCGGCCGGAUUCGCCACCGCCGCAGACGUCCCCGCGCCUGGUCCAAGCUCGAAUCCCGAUCACGCUGCGCCUAUUCAUUCUCCGGAGAAAUCCCCCUCGUUCGCCGUCCCCGCUCACUCCCCUGCCUCCGCCGUUCCUGCUCACUCCCCUGCCCUCGCCGUCCCCGCUCGCUCCCCUGCCUCCGCCGUUCCUGCUCACUCCCCUGCCCUCGCCGUCCCAGCUCACUCCCCUGCCAACGCCCCUGCUGCCUCGAGGGGCCCCGUCGCGGCCAAGGCUCCAUCCCUUUCAACUGAUGCUCCGGCGAGUGACGCCUCGCCGUCGUCCUCCCCAGCAGCAGCGCCGGGCAUGGACUCUGACGACUUGGAUGACGAAAUCCUGACUGACGCUCCGCUUGCAGGAAGUCCAUCGGAGCCACCCACUGACGAAUCCCCGGAAGAGGCCAUGAGCCCGGAGGGAGAUGAAAGUAGCGGAGCGAGUGCACAUGGGGCUGCCGCCGGCGCCGCCCUUGGCGCUCUCUCCGCCGUUUUCCUAGCGUUUAUCGCUUAA